AGAGGAGCACACCGCUAAACAGACAGUCACACUCUUGCAUGCUGCACUUUCUAUUUUGGACAAAUGUGACACAUUUAGGUUAAAGUGACUCUGUUAACCUGUGAACUGACUGAACCCUACUCUGCUUUUCACGUUCGUAUCCCGGUUUGGAUAAUGGAGAGCUGCAAUCAGCGGGUGUUCACACUGCUGCUCCUGCUGCGCUGCUUCAUGAGUCUCUCCACCUCGUCCAUCGACACCAUGAAUGUGGUGGAUUUCUGUGGCCAGACAAUCCAAGGUGACGGUAUGAUCAUCAACUCACACCAGGAAUCCAAGAAGUACUACUUUGUGAUCAUGGGGACUGAUUGCCACCUGACAAUGCGGGCCAGCUCUCCCAAAGACAAGGUCCAGUUCCAUUUCCGCUUCUUCCUGGUUUACAGCUUGCUUCGAGUGGCCCCCCUGAGUCCUGCGCCUGUCUUGCCAGAGUCUCUGUCCCCCCACGGUUCUGCCCCUCUCAGCCCCAGAUCGCAGUCUACCUCUGGUGAAAACUCAGAAGAUCCGUGUCAUGCCGGCUCUUACGUUCAGUUCUAUGAUGGUCGGGACACAACCUCGCCUCUCUUGGGGCCUCCUCUUUGUGGGAAGAGCCCACCCCGACCAGUGCUGUCCACAGGAAACUACCUGACCCUGAGGCUGGUGACCAGGGGGACUCAGCCUCGAGUUGACUUUGUGGGGGACUUCACCUCCUUCAGACUGGGUUUUAAUCAAUCAGAUUGCAGCAACGAGCCUUACUUCACUUGCAGGAAUGGAAAGUGCAUCCCUCUGAGUUUGGUGUGUGAUGAAAAAGGCAUUGAUAACUGUGGGGAUGGAAGUGACCUGGAGGAAAACCUCACCACAGGCUGCAAAGGAGGUCAAAUUUUACCUCCUGAACCUUCACCAGCAAUAGCGACCCCUCCUCAUCCCUUUCUGAGUCCACCCACUGUGCCCUUCCUGACACGUAUGAACUGUGGUGCGCCGAUUGGUUCUCCCAAUCCCGAGUCGGCAGCAGACUCUCCUGCCUCUUUGUCCCUGUUGGUUCUCUACAUCAUCAUGGGCAUGGUGACAGGUGGCAUAGUGCUCUGCUGGUGCUUCUGGUCACCUGGCUGCUUCAUGUGGCGAGUUAGCGCCUGUCGCUUCUUACCCUGCUGCAACUCAGCCUGUGCCUCAUGCCAGUUAUGCACUCACAGCUGUAUCUGCAAUAAGGAGCACCGACCGGGAAAAGUCACUCCACACACACAUGCCAGUGGCACAGCGAUGGGGACCGCGGUGGUUACGACAGCAGGUGUGUAAAGCAGCAGGACUGUCCAACAGGUCAUGAUUGGUACAUGGACAUGAAUCAUGAAGGCUGAGUGGUGUGUGACGAUGUGUGACACUCUGGCAUGGACAGAUGUGAUGGAGUCGAUUAAAUGUGGUUUGUGUUUUAAAUGUAAUUACACAGGUGGUGUCGUUUAUGUUGCUAUGAGAAGAUAAAGCAGGAUAGAAUUUAUAUCUAUUAGUAUGAAAGUAUGUGCUCAGUGUUUAGUCAUACACAUGCUAUUUUCACUCUGUCUUUGAAGUAACUGUUUAGUCAUGCUGUGAAAAUAUACCACGUGUCCACAAAGUAUGCUGAGGUCAUACACUGAAGAAACAGCCGUGGAGUGGCCCACCUGGUGACAGCAGCUGUUUGUCCCUUUGAAAAGUUCACUUUUCACUCUCCGUGCUGACAUAUUGUGGGAACAUAACGAAUCCCUCCCCUGAUAAAUUUGUAAUGUUUCUCAGUUCCAAAGAAAUGAACAGUCUCUAAUAAAAUCCAGAGAACCACAUAACAAACGCUAUAAAUUGAUUUGGAUUUCAUUAAGUGAAAUUCGUGGUGAACCUGUCCAAUGCAGCCAGAAUACUGCUGCCCACAGAUCGGCUGUGUGCCCAUGUACCACACAGAUCCUAAUCAGUCAAUGAAUCAAUCAAUCAGAGACUGCUAACCUCUACUCAUUAUUUGUAUAAAGCACUUCUGUCUGCAGAACCAGUUCCUUCAUUCGGACCUAUCGACUACAGUAAGGCCAAAUAGCUGAUAAAGGAUGUCACAGUUGUAGACCUGCACGGGCUUGAAUGGCCUAUAAAACCAUCAGCAAGUACUAAGUCCUGUUUUUCUUGGGAAUCAAAUAAGGAAAUUUGUGUUCGUUAAGUCAGUUCUUUGAUGUAACAAUGCUUCUUGGCAAUUAAUCUAAUAACUCUAAAAGGCUGUAUGUGUGAUGCCACAUUUUUAAGGAAACAGCAUUUGUAUUUGUGUUGUCUCUUUAUUUUGAACAUGUUAAUAUAGUAUAACAACAGAGA
Messenger RNA from Neolamprologus brichardi, 2322 nucleotides. It is a transcript of the gene ldlrad2, whose product is annotated as low density lipoprotein receptor class A domain containing 2. Lineage: Eukaryota; Metazoa; Chordata; Actinopteri; Cichliformes; Cichlidae. Gene Ontology annotation, molecular function: protein binding. The record is from RefSeq and is a predicted model, not a curated record.